GUCCGACAUAAAACAAGAAAGUUCAACGAAAAUUCCAUUAUACAUGCAAUUUACGUAGUUUAAAGAUACUAUACCAUCGUUUCCUGUACAAGUAAAUGUUAAAAUUGUGAUAAAUAAUGUGCGACUCUGAAAACAUACAACUAAGAACUGUGGAACAUUCAAUCCCCAUCGAUAUAUUGAAUGACCUAUUGACGAGGUUUUUAAUAUUCGUGCCAGAAUCUGCCAAACAAAACUUGAUUAGGAUAUGUUUCCAAAUUGAGUUGGCCCAUUGGUUUUAUCUGGAUUUUUAUGUAAACAAUGACCCAAAACUCAAGUCUUGCACUAUAUACGAGUUUGCUGCCCAUGUUUUUCAACACAUACCAUUUUUACAAGGGGAGAGCCACAAAUUGAAUGAAAUUCUAGCGGAAUGGAAGGAGUACAAGCAAAGUGUACCAACCUAUGGUGCUAUUAUAGUUUCUGAGGGAAUGAGUCAUGUACUGUUGGUUCAAAGUUACUGGGCCAAAUCUUCCUGGGGCUUUCCCAAGGGUAAAGUAAACGAAGAAGAAGAUCCUGCCCAUUGUGCUGUACGAGAGGUUUUAGAAGAAACAGGUUUUGAUAUAAGCAAUUACAUUGAUCCAAAUGAAUUUCUUGAGUCAAUAAUCAACGAUCAGCUUGUAAGGUUGUAUAUUGUAAGGAAUGUACCUUUAAACACAAAGUUUGAACCGAAAACUAGGUGUGAGAUCAAAGCAUGCACAUGGUUUUUAAUUAACGAUUUGCCAAAUAACAAAAAAGAUUCAACGCCAAAGGUUAAGAUGGGUGUCAGCCCCAAUUCGUUUUUUAUGGUAUUGCCAUUUGUUAAAAGACUAAAACAGAUUUGUAACCAUAAUGGUAGUGUAACCAAGAGGUUACGUCGUAAAUCAGCCAGUAUCAGUGAAGGGGAAUGUAAUCCUUCCAAAAACAAGUCCAUCAUUUUAAAUAAAAAGUCUGAGAAUGAUGAUAUUAAGCAUAUUAAAAAACGGCAGGAAAAAAAUACCCCAAAACAACUAUGCACUAAACGUAAACUAUUUCCAGAGAAUCAAAGACCAAUAGAACAGUUUUGCGCUCCAUCAUGGCUUAACUUUAGAUUUGAUAAAACCGCAAUUUUGGAAUGCAUGCCAUAAGUUGUACGAUUUUAAUUACUUUAUUUGCAAUACUUUGUAAUUGUGAUAUUCUACUUGCCAUUUUCUGGAAACAAAAUGUAUUAUUUAUUGCACCAAGAGUACAUCAGACUUGCAAAUAUUAUUUAAACAAGCAUGAUCUGAUUACUGGGUGCACCAAAAGUAAUAUUUCUCUAUUGGCAGUCACUUAAACAUUUUACAAAUGUUGCAUUGUAUUUUUUUUACAAUUUGUUAUGUAUAAUUUAGCUCAUUGUCGUCUUAAAAUUAUAACUUACAUAUAAAAUUGUAACUUUCCAAAAGUUGCCUUUUAGAAUUUUUACAAAACAGUAAAGUUUUGUUCUUAAUAUUUUCUAAGAGCCACCCAUACACUAUACAUUAAAUAAGUUGUGAUAUUGAGGUGACAAUAUAAGUAAAUCUUUUUUACAAGCAAUUAUAUUUUUUCAGUAUAAUGAUUAAUAAAGUUUUCUUGUUUAAUAUUGGUUUUAGAGUGGUUUUAUGUGGUGGUUGUAUUUUUUUUUAUUAAAUUUUUGUUUUUUUAUAAGCCACUUUGGUCAGUAAAUUAUUUUUAUUAUCAGA
This is a messenger RNA of Brassicogethes aeneus, 1712 nucleotides long. NCBI's taxonomy places the organism in Eukaryota, Metazoa, Arthropoda, Insecta, Coleoptera, Nitidulidae. The record is from the annotation of a GenBank genome assembly.